AUGGUGGCAGUGCUCCGUCUCCAGUUGGGAACCUACAGGAGAACAGCACGAAAAGGGACGAACGCCAGAUUCGACUUCAACAGGUUAGAAGAUCCAGAAACUUGCGCGGCGUUCAAAGUCGAGAUCAGCUGCAGAUUCGUCCCUAUCAGGGAUGUGACCUGCCGAAACUCCGAGUUGCUGUACCAACUGCCCAAACAAGGUAUUGUCGGUGCCGCAGCAAAUGCACUCGGCCUAAGCAAAAGGCGAAUCAUUCGUAGGGAGGGGGGCCUCGUCAGAAACCCUCACUCUUCGCCAAAGAAGAAACGAGGGGAAGCAUGA
Messenger RNA from Soboliphyme baturini, 318 nucleotides. The record is from the annotation of a GenBank genome assembly. Lineage: Eukaryota; Metazoa; Nematoda; Enoplea; Dioctophymatida; Soboliphymatidae.